AUGAAACGUGUCUUGAAACAAACAUUGCUUCGUAGCUUAUCCUUCGUCAUGUUCAAACAUGCAACAGGAACACAUGGGGGUGGAUUUCUUGGUAGUGGACAUGGUAGAGGACAUGACAUCGAAGGUGGCAAUUUUGAGGAUGGAGGCGCAGGAGAUUUCAAUGAUGGGGGAGGGGAUACUUUUGCUGGGGUAGGAGGAUCUGAUUUUGGCGGUGGUGGAGCUGGGUCUGAUUUUGGUGGUGGAGGUGGAGGCUGUGAUUCUGGUGGUGGUGGAGGUGGAGGUGGAGGAGGUGGUGGCUGUGAUUCUGGUGGUGGUGGGGGUGGAGGUGGAGGAGGGGGUGGCGGCGCUGGCGGCUGUUGA
Molecule: messenger RNA, 360 nt
Organism: Hevea brasiliensis (rubber tree)
Lineage: Eukaryota; Viridiplantae; Streptophyta; Magnoliopsida; Malpighiales; Euphorbiaceae
Exons: 2
Coding region: 1-360 (119 amino acids)
Source: RefSeq, a predicted model, not a curated record